AUGGUUUUGAAAUAUAGCUUUAACACGUUAUUUAAGCGUUACAAAAUCUCAGUUGUAAGACCAACAAUAGCUCGUAGAACCCUUUACCCGCGUUCCCUGGAAAAACAGGUGAAUGUCAUUCUCCUUCGUGACCACCCGGCGUUGGGUAAGAAGGGAGCAAUCGUCGCAAUACCACGUGGAUAUGCCAAUUAUCAUUUAAUACCACAUGGUAUAGCCGUAUACUCCAAUUGGGAAAAUCUAGAUCUAUUCGCUGGCCCGUAUAAAGAACCGGGAUUCAGCCGUGCUACUGUUGACGUUGUAGUGAAACAAGCGGGAAAUGGAAUCGAUAACUCUUCCUCUGAAAAAGCGACAGAUGUGGCGGUUUCUAUUGUAGUAAAAACCUUGUCAAAAGAACGAGGCGUCUUGUGUACUCCUUUGUCUAUGUACUCUGUACUUGAUUUUGUCUCUAGGAAACAUAAAAUAGAUUUUGUGCCUUCUCAAGUGCACGGUGUGACACGUAGUGACGGUGGCAAGCAGCAUGGAGGCGCUACGAAACUAACGCUCACAGGGGAAUACAAAAUCGCUAUACAAGUACAACUGAAUUCUUCCUCAGUUCAACUCUUUACCAUUUUACUCACGGUCAUUGAUCAUGCUAAUUCGUAA
Molecule: messenger RNA, 642 nt
Organism: Babesia sp. Xinjiang
Lineage: Eukaryota; Apicomplexa; Aconoidasida; Piroplasmida; Babesiidae
Exons: 2
Coding region: 1-642 (213 amino acids)
Biological process (GO): translation
Cellular component (GO): ribosome; mitochondrion
Molecular function (GO): structural constituent of ribosome
Source: RefSeq, a predicted model, not a curated record